Homarus americanus (American lobster) is the source of this 927-nucleotide messenger RNA. RefSeq names its product translation initiation factor IF-2-like. The coding region runs from base 1 to 927 and encodes 308 amino acids. Lineage: Eukaryota; Metazoa; Arthropoda; Malacostraca; Decapoda; Nephropidae. The transcript has 2 exons. The record is from RefSeq and is a predicted model, not a curated record.
AUGAACUCUCCCAGGGGCUCAUCAGUGGACCAGACCCCAGGGCUAUCCAGCUCAGGGGUCACCCAGGGGCUCUCUCGAUUUCCAGGCCCUGGAAUGCGCCAGGUCUUACCUACCACACAUUCCAUACCAAAUAAAAUCCCAGCGCCUACAACCUUCCAGAGGUCUCCUGGUGGCAGCAGAGCACCAGGUGGAGGUCAACUACGAGGUGCGGGAGUAAGCCACUACCCCGGCGCCGCCUCCAGGUUGUUUGGUGUUGGCCUCACACCCCAAUAUGGGAACUGGAAUCUGGCUGGUGCAGAGGUUCUGGCCCCUACUGGGGCCACCUAUGGACAACAAACAACAAAUUUAUCCAAAAUGUCGUCGGCUUAUGGUGGCUCGGUGACAAAUUUAGGUACCUUCGGGCCCGGGUAUGGUAGUAAUCUCAAGACAGUACCUGGGUGUGGGCCAUCCUCGGCACCAACAUCUCCCAGGCCCUCACACCGCCCACGCCCUCAACCGUUCCACGAGCGGACUCACGUUGAGACUCAGACCAGCUUCCACAGUUCAGCAUCUUCACCACAGGCCAGCAGCCGGCCACAGUCCCCGCCCACCAAGCUGGCACCGUCCCCAGACAAGUCACAAGAACUUGACAGUGACGACAAUAACCAUGGAAAAGAUCACUAUAAGCGCUCACACGACACACACACCCCGCCACUAUCACCAUCAUCACUCACCUUCAUGCCCCAACCUCCAACCUCCACCGCCAAACCUCCUCCCUCCCCCAAGUCUCCCACGGGACGUAGAAUAUCCCGCAAGCACACUCUCUUUAACUACGACAUGCUAAAAAAUGCUUUUUGUCUCUCCUGUCCGCCCGUGGGACUCGACUUCUCCUCAUCCGUGGCUGCCAAAUAUCAUCACCACCACGCCGCCGCAGAUGACGAGAUCUGA